Rattus norvegicus (Norway rat) is the source of this 952-nucleotide messenger RNA. RefSeq names its product chymase (gene Vch). NCBI's taxonomy places the organism in Eukaryota, Metazoa, Chordata, Mammalia, Rodentia, Muridae. Bases 33 to 776 code for a protein of 247 amino acids. The record is from RefSeq and is marked provisional. Gene Ontology annotation, biological process: proteolysis. Gene Ontology annotation, molecular function: serine-type endopeptidase activity; peptidase activity; hydrolase activity. The transcript has 5 exons.
AGAAGCUCACCCCAGGCUGCACCACUGGCAAAAUGCAGGCCCUACUAUUCCUGAUGGCUCUUCUCUUGCCUUCUGGAGCUGGAGCUGAGGAGAUUAUUGGUGGUGUGGAGUCUAUUCCACACUCCCGCCCUUACAUGGCCCAUCUGGACAUCAUCACUGAGAGAGGUUUAAAGGACAGCUGUGGUGGGUUUCUCAUAACCCGCCAAUUUGUGCUGACUGCUGCACACUGCAGAGGAAGAGAAAUCACAGUCACCCUUGGAGCCCAUGACGUGAGCAAGCGAGAAUACACACAGCAGAAGAUAAAAGUAGAAAAACAAUUCAUUCAUAAAAAUUACAACUUCCUUCCCAAUCUUCAUGACAUCAUGUUACUGAAGCUUGAAAAACAAGUUGAGUUGACUCCUGCUGUGGAUGUAGUUCCCCUGCCUAGUCCUUCUGACUUUAUUCACCCUGGGACAUUGUGUUGGACUGCUGGAUGGGGGCGAACUGGAGUGAAAGAUCCUACCUCAGAUACACUGAGAGAGGUUGCACUGAGAAUCAUGGAUGAAGAGGCCUGUAAAAUCUAUAGACAUUAUGACAACAACUUCCAGGUCUGCGUGGGCCUUUCCACAAGGUUACAAACAGCAUACACUGGAGACUCUGGUGGGCCGCUACUGUGUGCUGGUGUGGUCCAUGGUAUUGUAUCUUAUGGGCAUCCAGAUGCAACGCCCCCUGCAGUCUUCACCCGAAUCGCCCCCUAUGUGCCCUGGAUUAAUACAGUCUUAAGGGAAAGUAGCUGAAAAGCUUGACCUGCCUGCGACAGACUCUCCAAGCCUGAGGUCUUAUAGUAUCCUUUGGGUUCAACAUAGUUUGUCCCCAACCUGUCCCCAGCUCUCUCUUUGAGGCUCUCAAAGAUACACAAGUCUGUGAUGAUGGAUUGUUCCCUGUAAAGCACCUCAAUAAAGACAUAAUUUCC